Zea mays is the source of this 1192-nucleotide messenger RNA. RefSeq lists its product as uncharacterized. The coding region runs from base 112 to 1056 and encodes 314 amino acids. The record is from RefSeq and is marked validated. The transcript has a single exon. Lineage: Eukaryota; Viridiplantae; Streptophyta; Magnoliopsida; Poales; Poaceae.
CUGACAUCCAGCCACCUUCCCUUCUUCUCUGCACUGCCACUGCAUGCUAUUUAUUCUGUGCUUCGAUUUGGUUUGUUAUCCAGACAUCCAGUGAGUCAUACAUCGAUCGACAUGCCGCGCAGCGACGGCGUGCAUCAGCCGUCCUGCGUCACGGUGCCGCUGGGCAAGUCGGUGCGGCGCGCGCUCCGGGCCGCCAUCGGCAUGCCGAAGAAGAAGAAGAAGAAUCCGCCGCCGCCGCCGCUUGGCGUGUCAAUGGAGCUGAGCAGCUCGUCGUCGGUGGCGGCGAGGAAGGAGGCGGUGGUGCGAGUGGUGAUGCGGGGCGGCGUGGUGGAGGUGUACCCGAGCGUUGUGCUGGCCUGCACCGUCAUCCGGAACCACCCGCCGGGGCUCUGCCUCGCGCACCCGGACGUGUUCCGCAACCCGCACGGCGCCGUCGUCCGCCCGCUCGAGCCGCUCUUCCCGGGCCAGAAGUUCCUGCUGCUCCCCGAGAGCACCGUCGUCAGGCUGAAGCAGAAGAUCCCCGAGAGCUCAAUCGGCGCCUUCGCUGACGACGACGUGGAGGAGGACGACGACGACGAAGAAGAAGAAGAAGGCGACGGCGCGGCGGUGGUGUCGUCGUCGGAAGGCGAGGCGGCCGCGGAGGGUGACGGUACUACUAGUACUACUACCUCCAUGCCGUCGUGCAGCGCGAGGGAAUACUUCGUGUCCAGGGACCGGUGGUCCGAGUGCCGCUCCAGGGAGCUAGUGCCAGUGGAACAGGGGCUCGCCAUGGAGCCGAGGCCGAGCAAAGACGACGAUGAGCCGGCCGAGAGAAAGCAGGAGAAGACAAGGACAAAGAAGGGGAACAAGAAGAAGAGGCGGAAAGGGAGGCGGCGGAGAGACCGUAGUAGCCCGGUGCCCCAGCUGCCGAUGGAGCUCAUCAGGGGAGUCGGGAGGACGUGGGAGCCCAGCCUGCCGUCGGUGGAGGAGGAGCAGGAGGAGGCCGCCGCCGUCGUAAUUGUUUCUCCUCUCCACCCUCCGCCGUCGGAUGCCACAGCCCACAACACAAGAUCAUGAGCACGGUGGUGGAGAUUUGUGUGCAGUUCAAAACGGCCGGCCGAUCAGAAGCUGCACUGUUAAUUUCUUUUUUCUUACGGUGGUCAGACGCAUAGAAGAUGUGUGAACCUUCAGCUUUGUUGUGAUCGGAGAUGAU